Nicotiana tabacum (common tobacco) is the source of this 916-nucleotide messenger RNA. Its product is annotated as protein neprosin-like. NCBI's taxonomy places the organism in Eukaryota, Viridiplantae, Streptophyta, Magnoliopsida, Solanales, Solanaceae. The record is from RefSeq and is a predicted model, not a curated record.
AUGCCCCAGAGGUUAUACCAGUACAGCCAGUUAUCCCAAUUCUGCCUUAGAUUAGGACAACAGUUUCAGAUGGGAGCAGCUCAGGCUCAAGAGAUGCAGACUCAGGCUAUGUUGAUUCGUCAAUGGAUUGUUCAAGUUCAACAAACUCUGCUAGUGUUAUAUUUUCUUUUGAGUUAUAACGGAGUUCAAGGAGAAAAAAAGUUAUCCAAACUAGAGGAUUCAGAGUUGGAGAAGCAACUUAAACUUUUGAACAAGCCAGCAGUCAAAACAAUUAAGAAAAAAUAUGGGGAUACAUAUGAUUGCAUGAAUUUCUAUAAACAACCUGCAUUUGAUCAUCCGUUGUUAAAGAAUCACGAUAUUCAUCCUAAGAUAAAACUUACUUUAGCUAGCACACUACAAAAUUCAGAUAUGUCAGCAGCUCAUGAAGAUAAUGAGUCAUCAGGGAUAUGGUUAAAGGAAAGAGGUUAUCCUUUCGAAACUAGUAACAACAGUAGUGAGCCAAAGAGAAGUUCCAUAUCCUCACAGGGAUACAAGCUCGCAAUAGUUCAAAUUCCAAAUGACACAAAUAAUAAGUUUGCGGGUGCUGGAAUGUCAGCUAGUUUAUGGAAUCCUCAUAUUGAAAGUCAGCAGCACACUGCAUGUCGACUAAAAAUCCAGAAAGGAUCAGAUAGUUUACAAGCUGGGUGGAGAGCUGGUAAUACACAUCGCUUCAACACGUUAUGCCCUGGAUUUGUCAUUGUAAGUAGUAAGUACCCUGUUGAUGGGGUCUUUGAUCCGGUUACACAACGUGGAGAUAAAAGAGAUCCAAAUUACAAAACGACUGUACGUGUUGAUGAUUCUGAUUGGUAUGGUGUUAUGGAUGUACCACAUUGGAGAGGUGGAAAGUAUCAGCAUAUGGCAUUUUAUGGAGGACCUG